This is a messenger RNA of Echinops telfairi (small Madagascar hedgehog), 5026 nucleotides long. It is a transcript of the gene COL15A1, whose product is annotated as collagen type XV alpha 1 chain. The record is from RefSeq and is a predicted model, not a curated record. Lineage: Eukaryota; Metazoa; Chordata; Mammalia; Afrosoricida; Tenrecidae. The transcript has 40 exons. Bases 65 to 4111 code for a protein of 1348 amino acids. Gene Ontology annotation, cellular component: basement membrane.
GCCCAGCUCCGCGCCUCUGCCCAGCCCGGCUCGCUGCGCGCCUUCGGGCUCCAAGACCAGCGAGAUGGCGCCAAGGAGGAACGGCCAGUGCGGGCGUCUGCUCUUGCUGCUCUCCGUCUCCGCCCUUCUCCCUGCUGUCCCUUGGACCCGCGCCGCGACAGACCCGGCGUCCCACGGCCACCUGGACCUCACGGAGCUCAUCGGGGUCCCGCUGCCCGCCUCCGUGUCCUUUGUCACUGGCUUUGGCGGCUUCCCUGCCUACAGCUUCGGGCCCGGCACCAACAUCGGCCGCCCUGCACGCACGCUCAUCCCACCCACCUUCUUCAGGGACUUUGCCGUCAGCGUCACAGUGAAGCCCACCAGUGUCCGUGGGGGCGUGCUCUUUGCCAUCACCGACGCCCUGCAGAAGGUCAUCUACCUGGGCCUGCGGCUCUCGGCCGUGGAGGACGGCUGGCAGCGGGUCAUCCUCUACUACACGGAGCCCGGCUCUCUCGUGUCCCACGAGGCCGCCGUCUUCCCGGUGCCGGUCAUGGCCCACCGGUGGAACCGCUUCGCUGUGGUUGUGCAGGGUGAGGAGGUGGCCCUGGUGGUGAACUGUGAGGAGCACAGCCACGUCUCCUUCCGCCGGUCCGCCCGGGCCCUGAAGAUCGAACCCAGCGCGGGCAUCUUCGUGGGCAAUGCAGGGGCCACGGGCCUGGAGAGAUUCGUCGGCUCCCUGCAGCAGCUCAUCAUCCACCCUGACCCCAGGACCCCCGAGGAGCUGUGUGAGGCUGAAGAGUCCUCGGCCUCUGGAGAGAUGAGCGGGCUUCCGGAGACGGACGGAGUCGCUGAGAUCCUGGAGGCCGUCAUGUACACCCAAGUCCCGCCGGAAGCAGCAAAGGCAGACCCCAUCAACAUGCCUCCAACUCUCGCGCCCCCCUCUGAGGACGUGGAGCUAUCCGGCGAGCCUGUGCCUGAGGAGACCCCAGAAGCCGCCAACCUGAGCUUCGUGCACAGCCUCUCCGAGCAAGGGUCUGGGGAGAUCCUGAAUGACACCCUGGAGGGGUUUCACACUGUGGACGGUGACCCCAUAACAGACGGUGGCUCGGGGGAUGGGGCCUUCCUUGGUGCUGGGAACGAGCAGGGUCCACAUGCUGAAGAAGGCUUAGCAGCAACCGCGUCAACUGACGAGGCUGAGGGGUCUGCCAACACGACCUGGGAAACAGAGACUGGCAGCGGGGAGCUGGCCCCCUCCAGGUCCACUGAGCAGCCAGCAGCGUGGGUCACAACAGCUCCAGAUAACAAAGGCAGUUUAGCUGCCACCACGGCAGGGGAGUCCGAGGUAUCUGUCAGCAGCGCUGGGGAAGAGGCUGAGGCUGGCAGUGUGUCCACCCAGGGACCAGCCCCCUCCGUGUCCACUGCCGAGAUCCUCGGGGAGGAGGCUGCACCGGGUCCAGAGAGUGAGGGAAGUGGGGCAGCCACUGCAGAUGUGCCACUCAGCACCGCAGAGGAGGCCAGCAGGGCCCCCACAGACGGGCUGGCCCUCCUGAUGCCCACGACAGCCCCUGGAGGAGAGAGCACUUCAGGUCCUGGUGACGGAGCUCCAUCUGCAACCACAGACCAGGCCCUGACCACUACGUGGGAAGACCAGUCCGGCAGUGAGCCGCCCAUUGGGCCGCCGCUCCCCGCCCCCACAAUGGCUCCUGAGCAAGCAGUCACUCCAGUGGGCGUGGAACUCGAGGGCUCUGGGCUGGCCGGGAGCUCUGGCUUGGACUUCGGCUCUGGCUCUGGUGACCUGGUGCACAGGGAGGACCUAUUAAGAGGUCCCCCAGGCCCACCGGGCCCACCCGGCUCUCCUGGGACUCCUGGGACGCCAGGAGCUGAUGUUUUCUUGAGCCCACCCGGACCUCCUGGUGAAGAUGGACCUGCCGGUGAACCUGGGCCCCCGGGCCCCGAGGGAGAACCUGGAGUCGAUGGAGCCUCUGGCCUUCCUGGGAUGAAGGGAGAAAAGGGACCACAAGGGCCUGAUGGUUCAGUUGGUGAAAAGGGUGACCCUGGCAACAGAGGUUUGCCGGGACUCCCAGGCAAGAACGGAGAAGUUGGCACUCCAGGGGUCAUGGGUCCCCCAGGGCCCCCCGGGCCGCCCGGACCCCCAGGCCCUGCCUGUGAAGUCGGACUUGGAUUUGAGGACGGCGAAGGCUCUGGGAGCCCCAGGCUCUGGAGUGAACCCAGAAUCCCCAGGCCAACGGCAUCGAGUGGUCAGAAAGGAGAAAAAGGAGACCAGGGACCCAAGGGUGACCGGGGAAUGGAUGGCACUGGCCGCAUGGGACCCCCUGGGCCCCGGGGUCCACCAGGCCGCAUUGAGAUCUUGCCUAGUGCUUUCAUCAACAUCACCCACGGACUCAUGAAUUUCUCUGACAUUCCUGAGCUCAUUGGGCCUCCGGGGGCAGAGGGCAUGCCUGGGCUGCCAGGGUUUCCGGGCCCCAAAGGAUCAAAAGGGGACACUGGCAUACCUGGAUUUCCGGGACUGAAGGGGGAGCAGGGGGAGAAGGGGGAGCCGGGCGCUGUCUUGACCGGAGACAUUCCUUUGGAAAGGCUGAUGGGGAAAAAGGGUGAACCUGGGGUCCACGGAAGCCCCGGGCCAAUGGGGCCCAAAGGACCACCAGGACAUAAAGGGGAGUUCGGCCUCCCGGGACGGCCUGGUCGCCCAGGACUGAAUGGCCUGAAGGGUGCCAAGGGAGAUCGAGGGGUCAUGAUACCGGGACCACCUGGCUUACCUGGGCCUCCAGGCCCCCCGGGACCGCCUGGACCUAUGAUUAACAUCAAAGGAGCUGUUUUCCCAGUACCUGCCCGGCCACACUGCAAGACGCCAGUUGGUGCCCCGCAUCUGGAGAAUUCGGAGCUCAUCACCUUCCAUGGUGUUAAAGGAGAAAAAGGUGCUUGGGGUCUUCCUGGCUCCAAAGGAGAAAAAGGGGACCCAGGAUCCCAGGGACCACCAGGUCCUCCGGUGGAUCCAACCUAUCUGAGACAUAUUCUGAACAGUCUGAAGGGAGAGAAUGGAGACAGGGGCUUCAAGGGGGAAAAAGGAGACUCUAUGGGCCACUUCUUUGUGUCUGGGCCCCCAGGCCUGCCAGGAAGUCCCGGAGUGGUUGGCCAGAAAGGGGAGCCGAUCGUCGGGCCCCAAGGACCUCCAGGUGCUCCUGGCCUGCCUGGACCCCCUGGCUUUGGAAGACCUGGCAUCCCUGGGCCCCCAGGACCCCCGGGGCCCCCAGGACCUCCAGCUAUCCUGGGAGCAGCUGUGGCCCUUCCUGGUCCUCCUGGCCCACCAGGACAACCCGGGCUUCCUGGAUCCAGAAACUUGGUCACCGCGCUCAGCAGCAUGGACGAGAUGCUGCAGAAGGCGCACCUGGUGAUAGAGGGGACCUUCAUCUACCUGAGGGACAGCACUGAGUUCUUCCUACGCGUCAAGGAUGGCUGGAAAAAACUGCAGCUGGGAGAACUGAUCCCCAUCCCUGCGGACAGCCCUCCACCCCCUGCGCUUGCCAACAACCCAUAUCAGCAUCAGCCGCAGCCCCCACUGCCGCCCAUUUUCAGUGCCAACUACGAGAGGCCCGCACUGCACUUGGUGGCUCUGAACACUCCGGUUUCUGGGGACAUUCGUGCCGAUUCGCAGUGCUUCCAGCAGGCCAGGGCUGCAGGGCUGCUGUCCACCUACCGGGCAUUUCUGUCCUCCCAUUUGCAAGAUCUCUCCACAAUUGUGAGGAAAGCAGAGAGGUACAGCCUGCCCAUAGUGAACCUCAAGGGCCAACUACUUUUCAAUAAUUGGGACUCAAUUUUCUCUGGCCAUGGAGGGCAAUUCAAUACUCACAUUCCGAUAUAUUCCUUUGAUGGCCGAGACGUGAUGACGAAUCCUUCUUGGCCCGAGAAGAUCAUCUGGCAUGGCUCCAGCGCCCACGGCAUCCGCCUUGUGGAUCACUACUGCCAAGCGUGGCGGACCUCGGACAUGGCCGUCACGGGACUCGCCUCCCCGCUGAGCACGGGGAAGCUUCUGGACCAGAAGGCAUACAGCUGUGCCAGUCGGCUGAUUGUCCUGUGUAUCGAAAACAGCUUCAUGACUGACGCUCGGAAGUAGCCAACGACCUUCCAAAGAUGCCUAAACGUGGUCCAGCUUCCUUGUGUGAAAAGUUGACACUGACAUUUCAGAUGUUUAAAUGUUGUAAAUAUGACAGUGUUUUUUUAAAAUUACACAUUCAUCACAACAGCAACCAAAGAAAACAUACCUCAAUACGCUCAAAACUGAAGUGAUAAGGGACUUAGAUCAAAGACAAAAUCCGAUCCAUAUAUUGGUGCUAGACUCUGCAGGAAACCUCAUGCAGUCGGUAGGACACUCGCCCCGGCCAGGUUAAGGGCAAGUUAAAAAAAAAGGCCAUGCAUGGCCUUCUGCACACUGCAUCCUUCAAGAAGUGAUUGCUUCCUUCCAACCAACCGUUGCGAUUGAGUGCAAGAUGUGUUUCAUGUUUUCUUUCCAAGCCAGUGUUUAGAAACGUGACCCGUACCUAAGUUAUGUGCAGACUAACCAUAUGCUUUGUUCUCAAACAGCCACCCAUCAUCUGCAACGGCUCUUCAUACACCCCCAGACACAAAACUGCUCAGCGAUCCUAUUGGUCCUUGCAGACAUUACCAGACUUUAAUGUUUUCCUCUUUAACAGCAUUGCUACGGGGCUUUGGGGGUUUUGUAUUGUUACGCGAUCAUAUGUUAGUAUGGCUUCUGUUUAUAGAACUGACUUGCUGGAGAAGUCGAGACUCCAAGUGAUCUGAAAUGAACAAAGAAACAGCAUGGCAUCCCGACAUUCCCCUCGCCCGCCUCCCCCCACCCCAGUUUACUCCUGAUGCCGGGACUUUCAUUUGGCAACUCUUGAAUUAUAACUGUACCUUUUCCUGAGACCAAAAGGCCCCAGGGAUGAAUUUUCUGAGGCACCUGUCUCUUCGUGCUGUACACAUUGAUCAUUUUUCCAUGUAAGUGACAUAAAAACAUCUUUUCCAGGCA